Vigna unguiculata (cowpea) is the source of this 1467-nucleotide messenger RNA. RefSeq names its product squamosa promoter-binding-like protein 3. The record is from RefSeq and is a predicted model, not a curated record. Gene Ontology annotation, cellular component: nucleus. Gene Ontology annotation, molecular function: DNA binding. Lineage: Eukaryota; Viridiplantae; Streptophyta; Magnoliopsida; Fabales; Fabaceae.
AAAAAAAAAAGAUUCAUUUGGUUUGAGUCUCUCUUUCACUUUCACACCCCUCACCGUCUUCUAGUUCCAUGUAACACCACGUCGCAAGAAAACAAAACCAUUAAGGGAGAGGUGAGGAAAAUAUGGAGCACUUUCUUGUGGUGGUCCUCCGUUUCUCUCUCUUUAUCUCUAACACUUUUCCUCCUUUAUAUAAUUCCUUUGCCAUCAGACCAUUGCAGCUAUUCUUCCAUGGAGGGGUUGGAGGCAAAGGUGGUGGCGAGGGGUGAGAGGUUGAAGAGGGAUGUGGUAGAUUGUGGUGAUAACGAAAAAGGGUACGUGGAGCUUCGGCAGGAGAAGAAGAAGAAGAAGAAUAAGAAAGAGUGUGGUGAUGGUGGCAUGCUGUGUUGUCAAGCGGAGAAGUGCAACGCGGAUCUGCAUGAGGCCAAGCAAUACCACAGGAGGCACAAGGUGUGUGAGUGUCAUGCCAAGGCUCAGGUUGUUCUUGUUCAUGGCACCAAACAACGGUUCUGUCAGCAAUGUAGCAGAUUCCACGAGUUGUCUGAGUUUGAUGAUGCAAAAAGAAGUUGCCGCAGGCGUUUGGCUGUACACAAUGAACGGAGGAGAAAGAACUCUUGUGAUCAAUCUCAAGCAGAAGGGUCAAGCCACCACCACAAAGGGUCAGAGGUCCCUCAACUGAAGGACAUUGCUUGUGGUCAGGCUAAUGAAAGGGGGAGAACUCAUAUAACGAUACAGGAAAAUUCUGCUUACAAAAAGUUUCAAAUAAGAUAAGAUUUGCUUUGUCCUUAUGUUGCUCUCUCUCUUCUGUCAUCUUGGUGAAACAGUUUCUGUGUCACAUUCACGCUGAAGAUUGUAUUUAGACAAAUAACUUCAAAAAUAAAACUAACUUAAUGGUGCUGCAGUAGAAUUUUUUCUACUUUCAAAUUCAAUCCCGGAUGCUACUAACAUUGGUUCUCUCUUUUGGUUAGAGAAAAUAAAGCUACAUGCACAUUUUGUCACCUAAAUAUAGCUUUGGCCUACACUAGAGCUCAAGUUGGCUAUGAGAAUCCUUUUUGCCAAUUUGCUAUGGGAUAAUAUAUGUGCCGAACGCACAAUGAGAUGAAUUGCUUUUGCAUGCCGAAAGAAGAAAGGAAAAAGAUGGCCUUACUAUAGAAUAAUGCCCUUUUUAUUUCUCCCCUAUUGCUAUUGAUUGAUUCCUUUUAGCCCAAAACUGUUGAGACAAGCUAAAAUGGAACUGUACAAUAACUUCUGAAGGAGAGUUUCAUGUGCAGUGUCCAACUUUGAGAAUCCAACCCAGGAAAAUGACCUAAGGAUAUGUGCAGAUAACAUAUUCGAUUUAUUGUGCAUGAAGAGUGUUACUUCAAUCAAAUGAUAAUUGGUACAUAAAUAGCAUCACUAUUCAGAAAAUGAUGUUUCAAAAUUGACGUAACACGAAUGGCUGAAACUUGUAAGCAACUGAAUUUCUCCUAU